AGUAACUCUGAAAUUGGUGGUUGGAUGAUUCAUUGACUUCUAAGCGAUGUGUACUGGGUUCAAGCUCCGCUCCAUUUAAGUAGACCAGAGCGAUCGGGUAUUAUCAUAAUCCCUCAUAUGAUGAGUUUACCUAAACGCCCAAUACAUAAAGCUGUUCCGCAUUGACUUAUAGUGACUGAUGGACAAAUCAGUUACUGUGGGUAGCGCCAAGAAAUCCACAUCUUAUCAUUGUAGAGAUUUUGAAAUCCUUAUUAUUGUGCCUUUAUUCCACUUAUUACUGUUUCGGUUUGUCUUAUAGCUUUUUAGCGGUGGAAGAUAUCACUAAGUUCAUUUCUUUCCAUCCUUCCCCUUUUGAUGCUGAUAUGAAAUCUGAAGCAAUACAAAGUUAUAUCGAAGUCUAUGUUAUUUUUAUCCACUUACAUCUUGCAUAGGCUGAAUUGAUGGUCACUAUUGUAACCAGUUUUCGUUAUUAAAGUACUAGUUUUUCAAAACACUGAUCACUAAACUUUUGUUUAUCAAUGUUUUUUCAUUUAGUCUGUUGAUGUGAACUUCUUCAUAGAUAUUCAUGCACAUUCUACUCUAAUGAAUGGAUUUAUGUAUGGAAAUAUAUAUGAAGAUGAAAAAAGAGCCGAAAGACAAGCUACAUUCCCGAGUUUAUUAAGUCAGUUCGCUGAAGAUUUUAGUCUACCACAGACAAAUUUUAACAAAGAUAGUGUCAAAGCUGGAACUGGUCGACGUACAUUAGGUGGGAUUCUGGAUGAUCACACACUUUGCUAUACAUUGGAAGUAUCAUUCUAUAGUUAUACUGAUAUGCUGACCAAUGAAAUGAUUCCGUAUACGGAAGAAAAAUAUGCUCGAUUAGGUAGGAAUUUGGCUAGAACAUUUUAUGAAUAUUAUCUGAAUGAAGGUCUUUUGUAUAAAACACCACAUAAUGUUGACCAAGCUUUUUCUCCGGGACAUAUUUCAACAUCAAUUAGUACUCUUGACGACUCUUCAAAUACAAAUCAGAUACGUACUAGUUCAGAAGGCAAUUGUGGCCAGCAUCAUAAAAACCGUGAUCAAGGUGAUAGUACGGUUGAUGAAGCACACAUUGUUCAACCUACAUCGUCUAGUUGUUUAAAAGACAGAUUAAAAUAUGAUUAUGAUCAGCUAAAACGUUUAAAUCAGACACUGAAUUCGUUGAGUUGGCGUACAAUGUCGAAUUCCUUUUCAAAGAAUGCAUGUCCAGUUAAACCGAAAUCAAAUGAAAAGAGUUGAGAAGUGAUUAGAUCGAAGAGUUCUUUGUUGAAAUUGAAAGAUUCUACAACAUCAAAAUGUAGAAAAGGAAUGUCAUUUAGUGUAUAAAUUGUUUUCGUCUGUUCAUGCCCAUCAGGUUACUUGAUUGAUAUAACUGAAUAUGCCACGAAUGAUUACACAAUAGUGAAUAGACUAAACAUUGUGGAUAUAUA
Molecule: messenger RNA, 1448 nt
Organism: Heterobilharzia americana
Lineage: Eukaryota; Metazoa; Platyhelminthes; Trematoda; Strigeidida; Schistosomatidae
Source: the annotation of a GenBank genome assembly